UCCAGAGCAACAUCGUUCUGCUCACCCAGGCCUUCAGGAAGAAGUUUGUCAUCCCAGACUUCCAGUCCUUCUGCGCCCACAUGGACGAGCUCUAUGUCAAAGCCAAAAACCUGUCCGGGGGGCAGGUGGCCGACUACAUUCCCCAGCUGGCCCGCUUCAGCCCAGACCUGUGGGCCGUCGCUCUGUGCACAGUCGAUGGACAGAGGCACACCGUCGGAGACACCAAGGUUCCUUUCUGUCUGCAGUCCUGUGUGAAGCCGCUGAAAUACGCCAUCGCUGUUCACGACCACGGCACGGAGUACGUGCACCGCUUCAUCGGCAAAGAGCCCAGCGGCCUGCGCUUCAACAAGCUCUUCCUGAACGAGGAAGAUAAACCACACAACCCCAUGGUUAACGCCGGCGCCAUUGUCUGUACCUCCCUCAUCAAGCAAGGUGCCAGCAACGCAGAGAAAUUUGACUAUGUCAUGAACUUCAUGAACAAACUGGCGGGAAACGAGUACGUGGGCUUCAGCAACGCCACUUUCCAGUCGGAGCGAGAGUCUGGAGACAGAAACUUUGCCAUCGGAUACUACCUGAAGGAGAAGAAGUGUUUUCCAGAGGGGACAGACAUGACGUCCAUCCUCGACUUCUACUUCCAGUUGUGUUCCAUCGAGGUGACCUGCGAGAGCGCCAGCGUCAUGGCGGCGACUCUGGCCAACGGCGGCUUCUGUCCAAUCACAGGAGAGCGCGUGCUGAGCCCCGAGUCGGUCCGAGACACUCUGAGUCUGAUGCAUUCCUGCGGCAUGUACGACUUCUCCGGACAGUUCGCUUUCCACGUCGGUCUGCCGGCUAAAUCUGGUGUCGCCGGUGGCAUUCUGCUGGUUGUCCCAAACGUGAUGGGCAUCAUGUGUUGGUCACCACCGCUCGACAAGCUGGGCAACAGCGUCAGAGGCAUCCAGUUCUGCACGGACCUGGUUUCCCUCUGCAACUUCCACAACUAUGAUAACCUGAGGCACUUCGCUAAGAAACUGGAUCCUCGCAGGGAGGGGGGAGACCAGAGGGUGAAGUCUGUGAUCAAUCUGCUGUUUGCCGCUUACACCGGAGAUGUCUCCGCCCUGAGGAGGUUCGCAUUGUCCUCCAUGGACAUGGAGCAGAGGGACUACGACUCCAGGACGGCCCUGCACGUGGCGGCUGCUGAAGGACAUGCUGAGGUAGUCCGCUUCCUGCUGGAGGCCUGUAAAGUCAACCCAGUUCCCAAAGACAGGUGGGGGAACACACCGAUGGACGAAGCGGUCCACUUUGGCCACCACGACGUGGUGACCAUCCUCCGCGAUUACCACACCCAGUACAGCCCUCAGGAAAGCACAGGCGACGACAAGACCAGCGCAGAGAAGAACCUGGACGGGAUGCUCUGAUGGACACCGCCCUGAGAAAAGCAGCUGGAUGGUCACAUUCUCACUCCCAUCGCAUCUAAAAGGGCCGCUCGGUCAGGGGCCUUUGGCGUAAGUUACUUACUCAAAAAGACUCCUGUAGCGUCACCUUUUGACGCUCUGGGUCGAGACCUUUGGCGUCACCUUGUGAUGUCUGGGUCGAGACCUUUGGCGUCACUUUGUGAUGUCUGGGUCGGGACCUUUGGCGUCACUUUGUGAUGUCUGGGUCGGGACCUUUGGCGUCACUUUGUGAUGUCUGGGUCGGGACCUUUGGCGUCACUUUGUGAUGUCUGGGUCGAGACCUUUGGCGUCACUUUGUGAUGUCUGGGUCGAGACCUUUGGCAUCACUUUUGACGCUCUGAGUCGGGACCUUUGGCGUCACCUUUUUGACGCUCUGGGUCGGGACCUUGGGCGUCACCUUUUUGACGCUCUGGGUCGGGACCUUGGGCGUCACCUUUUUGACGCUCUGGGUCGGGACCUUUGGCGUCACCUUUUUGACGCUCUGGGUCGGGACCUUUGCUGUCAGAAUUGGACUCUUCCCUCUCCUUACGCAGAUUUUUGAUGCGAUGGUUGUGAAGUCUGUCAGAUCAUUGAGCCUGGAUGGCAUAAAAACAUCUUUAAAUGGAAAUUAUAUGUACCAACACACGUAGACAAAAGUUAGGAACAUUUAAACAACCCAAACAAUAUGUAGUGUACAGUGUGGGGGAAAAAUCCCUCAACAGUCCCUUUAUAUCCAGAACAACCACCAUCCCUUCAGUGUAAAAGCUCCUUGUCAUGUUGUUUGAUGUUGUUUUUGUAAAAUAUUAAUGUAGACACUUAAAGUGGGAUAAAUGUUAUUUCAUUUCUACAUGUUUAUUUUUGUCAUCAGCUUUAUAGGAAAUAAGUUGUCCGAGUCUGUUAUUUACUUUUUACUGAUCCUUGUAUUAUUCUGAAAAGCUGAAAGCAGGAAGUAGCGGGUGUAACGUGGAGGAGGUUUCUUACCCUGGUUCCAAAACCUUUCUCCCUUCAUCAUCCCAACAUGCUGGAAUGUAUAUUCCUCCAAACACUUUUGGUGUGUUUGUGUGUGUGUGAUAUUUAUUUAUUUAUUUAAGAUAACGUGUACAUACGUGUGUGUGUGUGUGUGUGUGUGUGUGUGUGUGUGUGUGUGUGUAUUCCUGAAACAAGGAUAUAUGAGUGUAAAUACGCACAGGUGGGUAUGGAUUGUGGUUCUGUUGAACAGCUUUGAUCACGAGGCUUGAGGUAGAUUUUCACUAA
Etheostoma cragini (Arkansas darter) is the source of this 2663-nucleotide messenger RNA. Its product is annotated as glutaminase kidney isoform, mitochondrial. Gene Ontology annotation, biological process: L-glutamine catabolic process. Lineage: Eukaryota; Metazoa; Chordata; Actinopteri; Perciformes; Percidae. The transcript is spliced from 15 exons. Bases 81 to 1394 code for a protein of 437 amino acids. The record is from RefSeq and is a predicted model, not a curated record. Gene Ontology annotation, molecular function: protein binding; glutaminase activity.